Messenger RNA from Eucalyptus grandis, 2207 nucleotides. RefSeq names its product cold-responsive protein kinase 1. Gene Ontology annotation, molecular function: ATP binding; protein kinase activity. The coding region runs from base 604 to 1944 and encodes 446 amino acids. Lineage: Eukaryota; Viridiplantae; Streptophyta; Magnoliopsida; Myrtales; Myrtaceae. The record is from RefSeq and is a predicted model, not a curated record. Gene Ontology annotation, biological process: protein phosphorylation. The transcript has 7 exons.
CUUGGUUUUAACGUAAUUCGCGACCGUGAAAAGGGAAGUUGGCGUUUGCGCGAUGGGGUUGGUUGGUUUUGGUUUUGGUUUUACCCAGUUGGGGCGGCGUCGUUGUUUUGCUGGGGAAGCAGUUGGGUUUGGGGUUCUCUCGUGCGUUUCGGGGGGAAGAUCAGUCGCUUGUGUUGUGGUCGUGUGUCAUGUGAUUCGAUUGGUUCGUCCGGAGCGGGGACGAGUGAUGAUUGGAAAACGGAAAACUCGGAUGGGUUCUGGGCUGCCGGCUCUGGGAUUUGUUCGCUCGGGCCCAGAACAUUUCUGGUAUCCAGCUUGAAGCAAUUUAACGAUAAGGGCAAUAAGCUAUGGAGUGAAUGAAACAAAAAAUGGGAAUGAUACUCAUUUGUUCGGAUGAACUUGAUUUGCGCGUGGUGUAUUACGUACAAGGAACUUUCUUUUCGUUUGCUUCUUUUUGGGGACCAGGAUACCUGGAUCUUUCUUGGCCGUCUAGUCUUUUCCAUCUUCUGUUUGUGUUUGAACUUGAAGAGCUAAUGUCUAAAGUUCUGCCAAAGCCGCUGGAAUGAUCUGGAUAUUAUUAGAUCAUUUUGUGAAUGCAAUUCAAUGGUGAAGUGCCAGUUUGCUGCUGAGACGCCCUGUUUUCGUCCCUUUUUUGAGAAAGAGGGCUAUGAUAAAGUGGCUAAUUUCAUCUUGCUGUUGUGGAUAGACCUCGGGCUAAGUUUGGUGCAACUACAGCUAUCUGGUUAUGAAGUGCUUUUCUUCAUUUUUCAAAAGAGGAACGCUACCCCAGCUAGAAGACCAGAUCAAAGUAAUGUAGAACUCGAUGAAGAUGUUUCAUCCAUCCAAAACAUUAAAAUGUACACAUAUAAAGAGUUGCGUGUGGCAACUGAAGGCUUUAGUCCAGACAAUAAAGUUGGAGAGGGAGGUUUUGGAUCUGUUUACAAGGGAACUCUUAAAGACGGUACCUUAGUUGCUAUAAAGGUAUUGUCCUCUGAGUCACGACAGGGAGUGCGGGAGUUCUUGAAUGAGAUAAAAGUAAUCGCAGACAUAGAACACGACAAUUUGGUCAAGUUAUAUGGCUGUUGCGUGGAUGGAAAGCAGAGAAUUUUGGUAUAUGGGUAUCUUGAGAAUAACAGCCUUGCACAAACACUUUUAGGUGGAGGCCACAGUAGCAUCCAAUUCAAUUGGCAUGCAAGACGUGAAAUUUGUGUUGGCAUUGCAAAAGGGCUCGCAUACCUUCACGAGGAAGUUCAACCGCAUAUUGUCCACAGAGAUAUUAAAGCAAGUAAUGUCCUCCUUGAUAGAUACCUCAAGCCCAAGAUUUCGGAUUUUGGUCUUGCUAAGCUUUUCCCUCCAAACAUGACUCAUGUGAGCACACGUGUCGCAGGAACAGCAGGUUAUCUGGCACCCGAGUAUGCCAUACGAGGUCACUUGAAUAGAAAAGCAGAUGUCUAUAGUUUUGGUGUUUUAGUCACGGAAAUUGUCAGUGGGAGAAGCAACACAAACAGAAAGUUACCAGCUGAAGAGCGUUAUCUUCUUGAAAAAGCGUGGAAACUGCAUGAAAGGGGAGAGUUGGCGCAGUUGGCGGAUGCAUCACUGGACGGUGACUGUGACGUUGAGGAGGUCUGUAAAUACUUGAAGGUGGGUCUUCUCUGCACACAGGACAUGCCAAAGCUACGGCCGACCAUGACGACUGUGGUCAAAAUGCUAACUGGGGAGAUAGAUGUUAAUGCGGAGAAGAUUUCAAGACCAGGGUUGCUUUCGGAGUUCAUGGGCAUUAAAGUUGACCUCGGCCAUACAAGCACAGCGGACAAGCCGAACAUUGGCGACACGUCUGACUCAGCAGGCACCGCAAGGCUGUGUAACACGUCUGACUCUUCAGGAGACAUAACCACUUCAUAUGCUACAAUGACCUUCAAUUCGAUAUAUGACCGGAGUAACUGAGAAUGGCCACGAGGAUAUGAUAACAUCCCGAUCGUUAGACCAUAUAGAUCUUUCAUGGAGUUCGAAUAGCACACUCCAAAGUGACGUCAUUUUCAUUUUGCUGAUGCGAGAAUUCUCCGACCAUGUAAAUCCUUUUCAAAUUCUUUUCAUUUUUUGUUUGGUUCUCCAAGCCGAGUUGUAUGAUGAUUACCAUCCAAAAUUUUUCUGACUGUCCUGAAUAUAUGAUCUGACUAUUCUUUGUGAAGUACAAACAUGCUUUAUGA